Molecule: messenger RNA, 902 nt
Organism: Ixodes scapularis (black-legged tick)
Lineage: Eukaryota; Metazoa; Arthropoda; Arachnida; Ixodida; Ixodidae
Product: coiled-coil domain-containing protein 71-like
Exons: 5
Coding region: 31-672 (213 amino acids)
Source: RefSeq, a predicted model, not a curated record
GUUCUCAAGGAGUGCAGCGACGUUCAGAAGAUGUCUGACGAAAUGGAGGGUCGCGGUGCAGCAAAGCCUGUCAAGAAAGCUGAUAAACGGAAGGCACCAACAAUUGAAGACCGGACCGGGCAGCGACUCAGGUUGGAGCUUGUCCAAGAGGGGUCCCUUGCACCGCUCACACAGGGUCCGUCCUCUGUCGCUGCUGACCCCUCGGGCACCCAGACUGAAGCCAUUGUAGCCAAGGCAGAAACCAAGGCAGCCGAAGCCAGGGCUGCCAAAGCCGAGGCCAGGGCAACUGAGGCCGAGACUAAGGCAGCCAUGGCCGAAGCCAGGGCUGCCAUAGCCGAGGCCAGGGUGGCUGAGGCCGAGGCCAGGGCGGCUGAGGCCGAGGCCAGGGCCAGGUGCAUGGUGGCCGAGGCCAGGAACAUGCAGACUGAGGCCGAGGCCAAGGUGGCCGAGGCCGAGGCCAAGGUGGCCGAGGUCAAGACCGAGCUGGCCGAGGCCAAGAAAAAGACGGCCGACGCGGAGGCAAGGGUGCUGCUUGUGUUCGACCACUCGUGCUAUCUACUUGCAGGUCUUACCAGAGCCUUGGAGGCCAUCGGAGAUUGGAGCCACCUUUUUUAUUAUUUUGUUUUUUUAAUUUUAGUAAUACUAUUUUUUUCCUGGCUCUCGAGACGCUGACAUAUGAUAUCCCUAAUUCGGCCCCUCAGCCUAAAAAUUUGGAGACCCCUGCUUUAAAGUUUUUCGGGUCACACUUUCCAGCAACUACAAACGCUUUUGAGCAGCUGUGCUUAGGCGCAGUCAAAAUUGGCUUUCAUUUUUUUAAUGAUUAUUGCAUUACUGUGGUUGCGCGACAGGUUACUUACACCCCUGUCAGACGGCAGCUAAAAUGGCAUUUACGCCAAAUGACA